AACUUGCGAAAACGAAUAAGUCCGAUAUUUCCCCUUUACAGAACUCACAUUAGUUCAAUGGCAUAUAUUUGAUUUCAGGCUUCUUAUGCUGACGAGAACUGAUCGAAUGGGCGUCACUACAGGCCUUCUGUUAUUCCCAGUUCUACUUGUUAUGGGUGAAUCAUUUCAAGAAGCGGCCACUCAACAAUGCCCGGGCGGCAGAACUGAAUAUUCCACCUCGUGGAUGAUGCUUCAGCGACACGUCUUUAAAACAAUUCAUGUAUCAUUCGGAUAUGAGUGCUUACAGGCGUGUCAUCAGGAGAUCACGUGUCAGAGUUUUAAUUACGUCAUUUCUCAGUCUGCGUGUGAGCUCAACAAUCGCACCAAAGAAGCAAGGCCUGAGGAUUUUGUGCCUAACACCGACAGAUAUUAUUUUAGACGAGACAGGAACAGAGUCCCUCUCGGUUCAAUUCCUGGGCUGCCAGCUGAAACCUGUACAGAGAUCAAGGCGAGUGAAGGCGGACAAGCGGUCAGUGGCAAAUACUGGUUUGACGAGUAUAAAACAGGAAAAUCUGUGCUCACUCACUGUGACAUGGACACCGAAGGUAACGUCUUAAAAUUGAUCUGUUAUGUUGACGAGUGCAAUGCCCCAAGUCCCGUAUGUCACGCCAAUGCCACUUGUCAGAAUCUGCCUGGCUCUUAUCUUUGUUCUUGUAACGCUGGCUUCUUUGGAGAUGGACAAACUUGCACGUAUGAUGUAAAUGAGUGUGCCAGUGAUCCGUGUUUGAACGGUGGAUCAUGCAUAGAUCGUGAAAAUAGAUUCAGUUGUAGCUGCUUACCAGGGUAUCAAGGAAGUCGCUGUGAAAACGACAUUGACGAGUGUGCAACCUCAAGUCCCGUAUGUCACGCCAUCGCCACUUGUCAGAACCUGCCUGGCUCGUAUCUUUGUUCUUGUAAAGCUGACUUCUUUGGAGAUGGACAAAAUUGCAUUUGUAAGAGCAACUGGGUAGACCACUCAAGGGGGGAGUGACGGGGUCCCUUGCUUUAGAGCACGUGAUUAAGUCAGGUGAAGAAAAACAGGAAUGCGCGACAGGAUUGCGUUACAGAGCACAGAACAACGUAAACAGUCGGUAUUCACCCUCGGAGCUGCGAAAUAACUGUGCUUGCAGUUUUGCGGAUUUAAUAAUGAUCGAUUAUGCUGUCGCAAAAUAGUUAGUUCUAAUUCAUCUUCAACCUAACCAGUAAAAGGUUGUUAUACUUUAAUCCGCUGAAAUUAAGUCCUCCGCGUUUGGAUAUCAGCUCUCAGGAAAA
Molecule: messenger RNA, 1290 nt
Organism: Orbicella faveolata
Lineage: Eukaryota; Metazoa; Cnidaria; Anthozoa; Scleractinia; Merulinidae
Product: olfactomedin-like protein 2A
Biological process (GO): signal transduction
Molecular function (GO): calcium ion binding
Source: RefSeq, a predicted model, not a curated record